Plectropomus leopardus (leopard coralgrouper) is the source of this 824-nucleotide messenger RNA. It is a transcript of the gene mrpl34, whose product is annotated as mitochondrial ribosomal protein L34. The record is from RefSeq and is a predicted model, not a curated record. Gene Ontology annotation, cellular component: ribosome; mitochondrial large ribosomal subunit. Gene Ontology annotation, molecular function: structural constituent of ribosome. Gene Ontology annotation, biological process: translation. NCBI's taxonomy places the organism in Eukaryota, Metazoa, Chordata, Actinopteri, Perciformes, Serranidae.
CCGGCAGACCUGUGACAUUCACUGUUCUCAUGUCUGUGUCAACUAUAUAAAUAUCUAAAAAAUGAACUUUAUACGCUCGUCCUUCUCCCGACUGCGUGGAAUAACGAAUUUCACCAGCAUCCCUGCAGGGAACCUCACAGUAACUGGCAACACUCACCAGAGAUUAUUCAGCAACUGGAUUGUGCCCAGAGCUGCUGCAGGACCUCAGAUUUCCAGAUGUGGGCCCCUUUUAUCACAAGCUGAGGGUUCGGGAGUGUUUCGACAGCUUCCAUGGCAGUACCAGCAGGUGCGGACAAAGAAGAGAGGCACAGAGUAUCAGCCCAAGAACAUCAAACGUAAGAGGACCCACGGCUGGAUCAAGAGGCUGAGCUCCCGAGGCGGCAUUGAGGUGAUUCUACGGCGCAUGUUGAAGGGACGGAAAUCACUCUCUCACUGAAGGACCCUGUUAGAAACCUGCAAGAAAACAGACAUUGGUUCAGAAAUGCUUGCAUAGCUCAGGGUGUUCAGCAAAGACCUAUUGUAUUGGGUUAACUGGUGAUACUGGGUGUCGGCCGGGUUUGGCUUUCCCAUUGCAUUAACAACGAGCGGGAGGAUGAAAACUAGCCUUCAGCUAACAUGUUGCAUUUGCCUUGGGUAAAAAGAAGCCUGUUAGUUUCAUGCAGUUAUUUCUGAUCCAUAAACUUUUGUUCAUAAUCAUUAAAUGUUAAUGGAUGUAUGAAUUAUUUUUACCUGUGUGAAGUAAUUUGAUUCAAAGACAAAAUGUGUCUUUAAAGAUUGGUGUCAUCUGGUUGACUUGGAAAUAAAAUCCACCCCUACAGAAUCGA